AAAAAAAAAAAAAAAAAGAAAAAAAAUCGAAGGAAUUUGUGUUUAUUUAGCGCCUUCGCCGCAUUUUGCAAGUUUUCACGUGUCUCUUCGGUUUCGGGCUGACUCCUCAGCUUCGGUUGUAGAAGCGAGUGUCGGCGUUUGGCUUCAAUUUUUGGGAGGAAGCUUGCGGUCUUUGUUCAUUCAUUUGAUCGGUUGGGUUCCUUUGUUGGACCAAAGGGGGAAAAAAAAACAUGGGAGCACAAAUCUCCAAAACCGCUGGGAAAGAGGAAGCUGCAGUGGAAAAACCAGAAGACGGAGCAGCUGUUGCAGCAAAGACAAACGGACAGGAGAAUGGCCAUGCCAAGACCAAUGGGGAUGCCUCUCCGACUGGAGAGGAAGCCAACAAAGGUGAUGCUCAGGCCAAUGGCAGCACUCCUACUGAGGAUGUGCCAAAGGAAGAAGCCGAGAAAGCAGAGGGUGCUGAGGCCGAAGGAGAGAAGGAGCCCACAGCUACUAAUGGAGAGGGUUCUGCCAAGCCAGAGGAAGGCGCUCCAUCCACCAGUGAGGAUGGCAAGCAGAAGAAAAAACGCUUCUCCUUCAAGAAGCCGUCCUUCAAGCUUGGCGGCUUCUCUUUCAAGAAGACCAAGAAGGAGUCCGAGGAGGCAGCAGAGGAAGGUGCGGCACCAGCUGAAGGAGAGAAGGUGGUAUCGGAGGAGGCAGCUACCGAUGAAGCCAAACCAGCUGUGGCUGAUGAGGAGGGAGCCAAGGAAGCUGUAGAUGAGGAGCCUAAGGCUGCUGAGGAGGUCAAGGCAGGAGGAGAGGAGAAACCAGCUGAAGCUUCACCUACUGAACCCGAGAUGGCAGCUACCCCAGAGGCCACGGCCACCGCCGCCGCUGCUGAGUGACCUGCUGGACAAGACACCGUUGAAGGAAUGC
Messenger RNA from Monopterus albus (swamp eel), 915 nucleotides. It is a transcript of the gene marcksb, whose product is annotated as myristoylated alanine-rich protein kinase C substrate b. Gene Ontology annotation, cellular component: cytoplasm; actin filament bundle; plasma membrane. NCBI's taxonomy places the organism in Eukaryota, Metazoa, Chordata, Actinopteri, Synbranchiformes, Synbranchidae. Gene Ontology annotation, molecular function: calmodulin binding; actin filament binding. The transcript is spliced from 2 exons. The record is from RefSeq and is a predicted model, not a curated record. Gene Ontology annotation, biological process: actin filament organization; central nervous system development. Bases 231 to 884 code for a protein of 217 amino acids.